Neltuma alba is the source of this 1142-nucleotide messenger RNA. RefSeq lists its product as uncharacterized. Bases 439 to 774 code for a protein of 111 amino acids. The transcript is spliced from 2 exons. The record is from RefSeq and is a predicted model, not a curated record. NCBI's taxonomy places the organism in Eukaryota, Viridiplantae, Streptophyta, Magnoliopsida, Fabales, Fabaceae.
CCUCCCAGCAAUGAAUGAAGAAAGGCCCUCUUCCUGCACUUUGUAAUUGCGAUAUUUACUGCAAAUUUCCCCUUCCUGUAUAUAUCUCGGGAUUUUUUUCCAACCAUUAAUACGUUUCCUGGCCUCAAUUUACACUCUUCUUCUACCCAAGACAUCAAUUCAAUUCAAUACCAUCCCCCCUUCUCUCUUUCUCUCUCCUCUUUCUUCAUUCCCCCUCUCUCCCUCUAUUAAAUAAAGCUUUAAAUCACUCACCCUUCAUUUUCCUUAUAUAAAUUCAGUUCCAACCUCCUUCUCCCGCACCACCCAUAACUUUUGCUGCCGCCGGAGCUUCUUAUGCUUCCGGUUAUCCCCUCUUCUUCUCCCUCUGUAUUAGCUUUCCCGGAAGCUGCUUCACCAGUCCCUCAAGGUAACGAGUCUUAACAGGAUCGAGGGAGAACCAUGAGUCGCAGAAACGGAAACGGCCCAAAGCUUGACUUGAAGCUGAACUUAUCCCCACCGAGGGCUGACCGGAGACUGGAGUCGCCGAACCGAUCGGCGACGGUGUCACCGAUGUCGACGCCGAGCUCUUGCCUGUCGUCGGAGCUGAACCAAGAGGAUGGGCAGCAGAGAUACUCCCACAGCCCGGAAGCGACGUCCAUGGUGCUAGUAGGCUGCCCGAGAUGCCUCAUGUACGUGAUGCUAUCUGAGGAUGAUCCCAAGUGCCCAAAGUGCAAAAGCACCGUUUUGCUUGAUUUCCUGCAAGACGGCAACAACCCAACCAUUAGGAGGAGCUAGAGUAGGCUGCCUCUGUUUUAUUUCCAGUUCUGCAUUUCUCUGCUGCUAGUAGGACAUAUUAGCUUUUAAUCCUAGGAAUCUCUUUUUGGACUUUGCCCUCUUUAUUCUAUAUUUCUGGUGUAUGAUUGCUGCUACGGGCACUUCCCUUUUACCCUCUUUCCUCUAUUUUUCCUGUGAUCAAAUCCUGUGGGUUUUGUCAAAGUAAGGGCUGUACAGAGGGUAUGAAAGAGUUGAUCGUGAUAUGCACUAUCCUAAUCAUAUAUGGAAAAGGAAAAAAAGAAGAAGAAACUAAUGGUAACACUUGAGCAUGCUACGUGUAUCUGAGAACUGAGAUAUUCUAAUCAUAUGUGCCUUCGCUUUUGAUCGUC